This is a messenger RNA of Salvia hispanica, 705 nucleotides long. Its product is annotated as putative phospholipase A2 homolog 1. Lineage: Eukaryota; Viridiplantae; Streptophyta; Magnoliopsida; Lamiales; Lamiaceae. Gene Ontology annotation, molecular function: A2-type glycerophospholipase activity. Gene Ontology annotation, biological process: arachidonate secretion; phospholipid metabolic process. The record is from RefSeq and is a predicted model, not a curated record.
UUUCAAGGGAAGAAACCCACAGCUCCGCCGUAUACCAUUCCAGGGAGGGAGAGAAUGCUGCCGCGAUCCGCCGCACAUCUACAUCGGACCGCCGUCUCCACCGCCGCCGCAUUCCUGAUCUUCUCCGUUCUGAUUGCUGAAUCCACCGAUAAAUCUCCGGUCAAGUGCAGCACGACCUGCGCGGCGGAGAACUGUGAUACGAUUGGGAUUAGGUAUGGGAAGUACUGCGGAGUAGGAUGGACCGGAUGUGCCGGGGAGAAGCCUUGUGAUGAUGUGGAUGCUUGUUGCCAAAUUCACGAUGACUGUGUCGGCAUGAAUGGUGUGAUCAACAUUCAAUGCCACGAGGAGUUCAAAAAGUGCCUAAAGAAAGUACAUAUAUCGGGGAAGGAAGGGUUCUCCAAGGCGUGCCCAUAUGAUACAACAAUACCUACAAUGAUACAGGGAAUGGACAUAGCAAUUCUAUUAAGCCAGAUGGGAGCUCCAAGAGAAGACCUUUAGUAGAUUAGCUAAAUUCAGGACACCAUUAAGGUAAAGAGUUACAUUUGGAAAUUUUCUUUCUUGAUUCAUCUCCAUGAUAGAGUAAGGAUGCCAGUAACAUUCUUUUUCUGGUAUUUGGGAAGAUUUUUUCUCUUGACAUUUAAAUGAGAGAGUUGAUUCAUGUAUUUCUUAUUACACUAGUGGUCAAUAAAAAUGGGCUUGUUAAUU